GGCUAUCUUCUCUUUUUACAAGUUUUUGCACUGGGUUUGUCAUAUCCAAGACUACAAUUAUUUAUUUAAUUAAUUUGAAGAUUGAAAAAAAGAUAAAUAUAAUUAAAAAUGGUGUCCCUAAACCCAGUAAGAAUUCUUAAACAAGAAGCAGAAGAAGAAAGAGCUGAAAUUGCUCGCUUGAGCAGUUUUGUUGGUGCCAUUGCUAUAGGAGAUUUGGUUAGAAGUACCUUGGGGCCGAAGGGAAUGGAUAAAAUUUUAGUAUCCAGCGGACGAAGUGCAGGACACGUAGAAGUAACUAAUGAUGGAGCUACUAUAUUAAAAUCUGUUGGUGUAGAUAAUCCAGCAGCGAAAAUUCUUGUUGACAUGUCAAAAGUACAGGAUGAUGAAGUUGGAGAUGGCACCACAUCAGUUACAGUUUUGGCAUCUGAAUUGUUAAAAGAGGCAGAAAGGUUAGUUGAACAGAAAAUUCAUCCUCAGACUAUAAUUGCUGGAUGGAGAAAAGCAGUUGAUGCUGCAAGAAAGGCCUUAUUAGAUGCUUCCAAAGACAAUAGUGCUAACCUGGAAGCAUUCAAAGAAGAUCUGAUGAAUAUAGCAAGGACCACAUUAAGUUCAAAAAUCCUCUCACAACACAAGGAACACUUUGCCAAACUUACUGUAGAUGCAGUAUUGAGAUUAAAGGGUUCUGCUGAACUGCAAUCCAUCCAGCUGAUUAAAAAAACUGGAGGUACUUUGCAAGAUUCUUUUUUGGAUGAGGGUUUCCUUUUAGAUAAACGGCCUGGUGUUCAUCAGCCCAAGAGAGUAGAAAAUGCAAGAAUUUUGAUUGCCAAUACACCCAUGGACACUGACAAAAUUAAAGUAUUUGGGUCACACAUUAAAGUCGACUCUAUGGCAAAAGUAGCAGAGCUGGAAUCUGCAGAGAAGGACAAAAUGAAAGAUAAAGUUAACAAAAUCUUGAAACACAAUGCAAAUGUAUUCAUUAAUAGACAACUUAUUUACAACUAUCCUGAACAGCUGUUUGCUGAUGCUGGAGUAAUGGCUAUUGAGCAUGCAGAUUUUGAUGGUAUUGAAAGAUUAGCACUUGUUACAGGAGGAGAAAUAGUCUCAACUUUUGACCACCCAGAGCUUGUCAAAUUAGGCACUUGCAACUUAAUCGAACAAAUUAUGAUUGGAGAAGAUACUCUUCUACGUUUUAGUGGAGUUGCUCUAGGAGAAGCUUGUACCAUAGUCAUUCGUGGAGCUACCAGACAAAUCAUUGAAGAAGCAGACCGUUCCAUACACGAUGCUCUUUGUGUACUUGCUGCAACCGUCAAAGAAAGUAGAAUCGUUUAUGGUGGUGGAUGUAGUGAGACAUUGAUGGCUACUGCUGUGACUAAAGCUGCUGCCAACACUCCAGGAAAAGAAGCAGUUGCCAUGGAAGCCUUCGCCAGGGCUUUACUUCAACUACCUACCAUUAUCGCUGAUAAUGCAGGUUAUGAUUCUGCACAGCUGAUAAGUGAACUAAAAGCUGCUCACAACAGUGGCCUUAACACUAUGGGACUCAACAUGGACAAAGGAGAGGUGGGAGAUAUGAAAACUUUGGGAAUCACAGAAUCUUUUGUUGUAAAGAGGCAAGUGUUGGUGUCUGCUGCAGAGGCAGCUGAAAUGAUUCUUCGUGUUGAUGAUAUUAUCAAGGCAGCGCCUAGAAGGAGGACAGAAGACAGAGGGAUGUGCUAG
Messenger RNA from Psylliodes chrysocephalus, 1713 nucleotides. The record is from the annotation of a GenBank genome assembly. Lineage: Eukaryota; Metazoa; Arthropoda; Insecta; Coleoptera; Chrysomelidae.